UCUUCCCUUCGUAUGAGAGAACCCCUUCUUCUUUCCUUCGUCUGAGAGAACAAAAUCCGCCGUGGGACCCUAGCCCUUUGCUCCCUUCUUCUCCAUUUCCGUUUUCAGCGGCCGGCGACCAAGGGCGAGCAUCAAUACCCCUGCUCCCUUCUUCUUCUCCGUUUCUCUUCCCAUCGCUUGUUGAAAACCCAAUUGAGGGAGAUUGCAGUGGUGGGAGGGCGAUUGCGGCGGCGAGAGGGCAACAUCUCCCUUCUUCUGCUCCUUCGUUUGGCCAGCUUCUACUCUUCUAUGUAAGUAUUUUCUGAGUGAAAUGGAUGCAUAACUCACUCUCUCUCUCUCUCUCUCUUUCUCUCCUUUGUAAUUUUUUCGUCCAUCACUGUUAAACAAAGCAAUCAAAUUGGGGAUUAGGGACAGGUUGACAUUGCAUUACGGGCGUUUUAAUUGCUUCUAUUCUUCCCUCGUUUGGCCUUUACUUCAAUUCUUUUUAGUCAUUCAGAGCAGCAUUCAUCUGGGUUCCUUUCUUCCUCUCUUUCUUCUCUUCUCUCUCUGCUUUUGAUCUUGGGUACCCUUUUUUCUGUUCUGCCAUAUCCCUUUUCUCUCUUAGUUUCGUGUCUCUCUUUGGAGAUCCAUGGAGGAGAAUCGGUUGUUUCAGUGGACCGUGUUUCAGGGUCUUCUCGCCAUUCUUCAAUGGUGUGGCUUCAAUGUUACAGUGAUUAUCAUGAACAAAUGGAUCUUCCAAGUAUGCAUCUGUGUUCCGAUAUUGAAUAAUCUGCAGCUUUUUUAGUUCUCUUCAAUUGUACUCUUAUUUUUUGUUUGAUUUUAUUUGAGUGGGUUUUAAUUUUUAAUCUGAUGGCUAAAUUUAGAUUUCUAAUGUUGUUAAUUGUCUCAACCCCCAGCCCCCAAAAAAUAACGGUGUUAAUUGUCAGAAAAUCCUGCACUGCACUUCAAUUGCUUUCUCCCAUCAUUUCGAUGAGCUGAAAUGGGUUCUGGGUUGGUAUGAGAUGGAGUAUGGACAAUUACAGGAUAUAGUUGAAUGAUAGAACAAUUACGGGAUACAGUACCAAUCAUUAAUCUACUUUGUUCCUUUUAGUGGUUUUCAUCUUAAUUAGCUAACAAAUUUAGUUUUACUUUGCUUUACUUCAUUGCAGCUCAUUUACAAUAAGAAUUGAAGAACUGGUCAGGUCUCAGCAGUAGCCUAUUUUUUGCUCCGAAGUUAUUUUUUUAUUUAUUUUUUUGGGUGUCCAGAAGUAUAAGAGGGUCUAAUUCAAAAAAACUAGAAAAGAGUGAUUAUUUUGGAUGAUUUCUUGAACUGAUGCCAAUUUACCAAUAGAUCUCAACUAGUACUUACAAUUCCAAUUUGGUAGCAACAUUUUAUAUCAUUAUUAGUUAAUUAAGAUGAAAACCGCUAAAAGGAACAACACUAUUGGGUACCCUAGUGAAAGGACAUUAGAGGGGAAUCUUAUGUGUUUGAUGCAGAGUGUAUGAACAAAACAUUGAUUGUUAAGAAUAAGAAUAUAGCAUUGAAAAGGCAUGAUAGCAUACUUUUGAAUAUAAAUCUAGAAGAAUGAGAAAGAUUUCAAAUUGGAAAGCUAGAUUGGGUUUAAGUGUUCAUGAAAGCAUGGGAGAUUAGAAUUUAGUUGCAAACAAUUAGUUUUAGUUCAUUCUUAAUACCAGAAUAAGCCUGUAUUUUUUGCUCCCAGAUUUUGAUAGAGCAGCCGUAUUAAACACAUAUCGUAUCAUUGUCGUAUUCGUUUUAUUAUGCCAGAUUUUUGAAAAGUAUUAUUGUUGCACUGUCCAUUUAGGUGCUGUUUGAUAACACUCUGGGAGAAUGCUUUUGGUGUUCUUCUAUUCUGUGGGAAUACAAAUAAAACAAAAAUACGUUUGGCACGUCUGGUUCAUUUUUGUAUUCCCACGGAAUGAGCUAGGAAAAAAGAAUGACUAGAGAAUAAAUUGCAAUAAUACAAAAAAGUUAAUUUCUCUAAUCUUCUACUAACUUAAAAGAACAAAAACCCUGCAAAACCCAUUACCUUUUUCCAACUACUCCCGAUAAAAAAUACCCAAAUCCCCGCUUCCCUUGCAAGAACCCAGAAAAGGGGUCUCAACCUCAAGAUCGUGAUUCAUCUUCUUUCAAGGGUUCUCCUGCAACAGGUAUUGUCUCUCUCCGUUUCAAAACCAGUCAGUGUCUCCCUGUUUCAAAAUCAGUUUGUUUCAAAACAAAUCGGUGUUUAGGGCAGUCUUGGUUUACUCUUCUAUGGAGCUCUCUCUUUCUUCUUUCUUCCUGAUGAAACUGUAAUUUUUUGUUUUUUGUUUUUUUGGGAUAGAUCAUUCAACUGAAUUUAACUAUACAAGUAUUUCAAUUUAAAAAAGAAAUAAGGAGAAAAAGGAAAUUGUGAUGUAUGGUAUUAAGAAAUAUCUAGGAAUCUGUAAAAAAAAAAAAAAAAAAAAAAAAAAACUAGAGUUUAGCAUUGAACAGAGUAGGGCUGGGUGUGGUGUCUCUCUGUUUCAAAACCAGUACAUUUCUCUCUGUUAUGUUGUUUUUAGUUAUUUUGCUAUCUGAAGAUGCUUAUCCCUGCUUAAAUAUGAUGGCCUAAAGCCAAGUGUAUCUCAGUUUUACAUUAUUAAUACCUAUGACCAAACUAAUGCUUGAAAUGAAGUCUCACAAUGAUACUGGAUAAAUUUAGAAGAAGAUGGAACCAUCUAUCUGAUAUAGAAGGUUAGAGAACAUUUUGCAAAGUGAUUUAGGUUCUUACACUCGUUAACUUUGCAAAGUCAUUGAUGCCUUCAAUCUUAGUUUGACAGGUUACAUUUACAAAUAAAUAAGAUCAAAUGCUUAAAUAGAUGGGCAGAAAAUGCAUCAACAUAAACAAACAUGGAUCUGCCAAUUGCUGUCAAUAAAGAUAUGAAACCGAUUUGCAUUUGUUUCUUUGAUGAUGGCUCUGAAUGAGGAUCAUCAGCCUGUCAAAAGAAAAUUAUACCACUUGUCAAAUUAGUAAAAUAAAAUAAACCCUUCCAUGACUUCCACACCAAUCUAAAACCAAGUCAACUUUGGGAAUUCAGCCAGCCCUUAUAUUAUUCAACUCUUCAAAAGCCACAUGUAACACACGACUUAUUUCAUCUCUUUAUGUUCAAGAAAACAGGUUUUACAUCCCAUGUUGAAGAGCAUUAGUUAGUUACAUUCCACUCUCAUAUAAUUAACACUUAGUUUGUUUGAGCUUUGAGGUGAAUACAUGUGCAAAUUUUACUUUAAACCUGUGAAUGCAUGUGCAAAUUUUACUUUGAACCUCUGAAUACAUGGACAAUCUAGGUAUCUUUCUUAUCAUGAGAUGUUCUGUUUAAGAUGUGUCCAGGAUUGUGUUUGAAGAGAAAAUCAUAUUUACAUGAAGUUCUCAUUUCGAUUACUUUGCUUUCUAUACCUUUAGUGAAUGUUAGAGUAAUGACAUCAAAUUUGAGAGCUAAUAAUGAAGCCGCAAAAUGGACUCAAAGAGAACAGGAUUACCUUCUGAUUUUAUUAUUCAAAAGUGUCUGUCAAACGCUGUUUCUGUUCUUUUCCUGUUCUAAGGACAUUUUUGGAAUAGUUUUACCAAACGUUGUCUCUAUUCCGCUAGAGUGUUCUCACAGCAUGGAAUCGAAAAAGAACAUUUUUGUAAAAGAACACUCUCCAGGAAUAGAAGUGUUGUCAAACGGCUCCUUAAUUGCUGUCGUAUCCGUUCCCAUAUUAUGUCCAUUCCCGAACUUGCUAUGGAUUUGACUCGCUUGAUUCACCAAAUUUUGAAGAAGGCAAGUCUGAGUAAAAAAAUCUUGUUUUCCAACUAUUCGCAAAACUCCUUUCCUUCCAAACCCCAAACCCUCGUGAGGUGAGGGGUUUUGCAGUAGAGCCCAGCGACACCACCGCUGCAACUGAAGGAGAACUUCCAGGUAUCACUCUCUUCUUCUUCUUCUCCUCUCUCUCUCUCUCUCUCUCUCUCUCCCCCUCUGUGUGUGUGUGUGUGUGUGUUUAAAUUUCACUAUAUGUCGCUCAAUCUUUCUUGGUUUGCUUUGAUCUGUGUAAGUGUUCUAUAGAUACUCUUUCUAUUUGAUGGGUUGAUGAGAUUUAUUCCCUUUCUUUUUUUCUUUAAAUAUUUGUUUUCCCCCUGAUUUCUGCUUGUGUUUUGAUGUGUGAUGAGGUCCGAAGGGAUAGACCUACGAAUGGUUUUUCAGCCAGUCCAUAAGGUCCAUAAAACGCAUAUGAGCCCCAUGCUUGAAGCACACUCCAUCUGCAGAAAAGUAGAGAAACUUCAAUAUAUUUCUUCUUGUGGUUAGGUAAAUGAGAUUUCUAAAGCUUUAGACAUUCUGUAGAGGCAUAAUUGAAGCAUAUUCUUCAUCUAGUAGAGUCUGUCUAUGAAAUUACAGGCCCUGGCCAGCAAACUCUUAUUCUGCAAUUCCCAAGGUCAAAAUAUGUUAGGAAGGAAAAUUCGAAAUAUCACAGACUAUCAUGAGAUAAUUUUGCAAAACUUCUUGAAUCUUAUGGGUAAAAAUACUGUUAACCACCCCACUGCCGCAUUCUCAACUGGGUCUGCCAAUGCAAUCAAUUACUUACAGUUGCCAAAGAAGCUUAGGAAAUCAGAAAGAAAGCCACUGGUGACAAGUGUCACUGAGCUCAAGCGUAAAGCGAGAAGGGAAAGGAAGAUGAGGCAGCAAGUGCAUGAGAUUACUCUCCAAGCCCCUGAAAAUGGUAUGUUAGUUAAGAGCUUAGUACCAGUUGCUCACAAAGUCUAUGCCGCCAGAACCAUGCUUUUCAAUUGUGUUUCAAGACUUGUAAACAGCAUUCCUAUUUAUACAUGCAGCUUGUGUGGAGAAGUUAAUGUUGGGUGUGUGGUACAUAAGAUUAGAUCCUGCAAUGUUGCUGGGAGCCCAUCUACCAAAGAGCACAGCUGGGAAAGAGGUGGUGUGAAAGACAUUUUGCCCAUUGUUGAAUGUUUCCAUCUAUAUGAUAGGGUGGGAAGAGCUGUGUCACAUAAAGAGCGGUUCCAAGUUGAUCGAAUUCCAGCUGUGGUAGAACUGUGCGUGCAGGCAGGCGUAGACAUCCCAGAGUACCCAACAAGAAGGCGGGCUUUCCCUGUUUAUAAUGUUGCUGGAAGGAUGAUAGAUUUUGAGCAGAGGUUCCCAAAGGAUGAUUUGUCCGGUAAAGACAUUGAAGCAUUUGGAUUUUGGAAGAAAAAAGAGAAUCCGGGCAGGAAUAAGAAGUCUUUGGACUUUCCAGAUGAUCUACGAGGAUUAGCUGCACGAGGCAUGGAAGCAUGGGAGAAUAUGCGGUCAGGAGCCUUAAAACUCAUGCAGAAAUAUGCUGUACAAACAUGUGGCUAUUGUCCUGAGGUUCAGGUGGGGCCCAAGGGACACAGGGUGAGGCAAUGUCAAGCAUUUAAGCACCAGAUGAGAGAUGGGCAGCAUGCAUGGCAGGAGGCAACGUUUGAUGAUUUUGUACCUCCAGUUUAUGUGUGGCAUGUUCAACAGGAACAGAGUGGUAGGCCACUCGUGGAUGGCUUGAAGAGGUAUUAUGGAAAGUUGCCUGCUGCAGUGGAGUUGUUUUCACAGGCUGGGGCACAUGUGGGAGAAGCUUAUGCAUCUGUGAUGAGAGAAGAUGUUGUUGUUCCUGGGUUAGAUGAAGAGAAGUGGGUUGUGUGAAUCCUCUUCAUUGCAAGAUCAGGUGCAUUUUGGUUGAAAAGGAUUAUGGACAUGAUGCUGCAGUGUGUGGAGGUUGUGAUUCUGGCUGUGCAUGUUUGAAGAAAGAAUAGAUGCACUGUGAAGAAAGAAUAGAUGCACUGUAUGGGUACAUGAGCUGAUAUUGAUUACAUUCACUUGGGGUAUUGGAGGAUUGAGAGAGGCGAUUGUGAAGAUUGGAUUCAAUCCCAGAUCUUGGCUAUUAGAAGCCGAAAACUCACCAGCUGAGCUAGCUGCCGAAGAGUACAAUCGUCCAUCGGUUAUGAGAAUUUGGAGUUGUACACAUUAAUCUCAAAUCUCAUACUCCUUGAAACAAUACGUGAAUGUUUCUAAAGUGAGUAAUGACUGCAGAAACGAAGAAUGUGAGAUUUAUAGAAAAGCUGGGAAGAGUAUGGCAUCUAAUGCAUGCAAUUUGCCAUGGUCACCACUACUGAUUCUUGACAGGUCAAACUGAUAAACAGUUAAAGAGGGGUCUGAAGCAGCCACAGAGCCAACAGUGUAUACUCAGAAAUGUAGAGUGUAGACAGUUCUUUUUUUUUUUUUUUUGAUUAAAAGAGUUUAUUACUGAGAAAACACAGCCCCAGAUACAUCAGCAAAGAGUAAAAGGGAGGCAGAAGGGGGGUGGAUUUGAAUCAAAGAACUGAAGUGGGUCUUGAGCUGCAGCCGCAGAGGUCGCCAAGUGAUCUGCAACACAGUUUCCUUGCCGAAGAGUAUGGUGGAACUGGACUGUCUAGUCAACACUCAUGGAGGAGUUAGCUAUUAACAAUAUUAAUUCAUAACAAAUUUAAAAUUUUGCCUUUGAUAAGCAUUCAGAUAAGAGAAAGAAACCUAUAGUAUACAUGUAAAGCUUUUCCUUUUCUUGGAUAUAUGUAUGUAGAGAGUAGAUCUUGCUCUAUUAAUUACCAAUUCAGUGGGAUAGUGGUUGUUGUAGAAUUGAAUAUAAUAAUGUUUUAUUUUGUUACUUAGUAAAUUUUAUAUCAAUUGAAACUUUCUCUUGCC
Molecule: messenger RNA, 6696 nt
Organism: Macadamia integrifolia
Lineage: Eukaryota; Viridiplantae; Streptophyta; Magnoliopsida; Proteales; Proteaceae
Product: APO protein 3, mitochondrial-like
Exons: 4
Coding region: 4378-5661 (427 amino acids)
Molecular function (GO): RNA binding
Source: RefSeq, a predicted model, not a curated record